Messenger RNA from Ceutorhynchus assimilis (cabbage seed weevil), 1389 nucleotides. The record is from the annotation of a GenBank genome assembly. NCBI's taxonomy places the organism in Eukaryota, Metazoa, Arthropoda, Insecta, Coleoptera, Curculionidae.
AUGUCAGCUUUUCCACAUACUUCGUUCGUAGCAGGAAACUUCAAUAUUGGCAACGAUUUGACCAAUCACAUAGAAAAAUACUAUAGUAAUACUUUAAGACACAAUCUUAAAAAAACUGAGUUGGAGGAAGAAGGGAUUUCUGAAUUGAAAAAUAGGAUUGAUAUUUUAGUUCAGGCUGAUAAAAAUUUAAAGCAUCAACUAUUAGAUACUACAAGUGAAAAGCAAGUUCUUGAACAUAAACUUCGUGUUUUAGAAGAUAAACAAAGUACUGCCAAAAAUCUAGAAAGCCCAAGUGUCAUUAUUGAUAAAUUGGAACGUAAAUUAGAAGUACAUGAAAAGGAUAAACUUAUUGUAGAAGCACAAUAUGAAGAGGAGAGGCAACAGUUUGAAAAUGAGAUAAUUAGGCUGAAAAAUUUAAAUUGUGAUCUUAUGUCCUCGAUUAGAGACUUAGAAACGCAGAACUCUGAUUACUUAAACCAGAUAGACUAUGGUUUGAAGGCUAUUGCAGUAAAGGCUAGACAAGCACAAAUAUGGAAUAUAAAUCUAGAAAGGGAAAUACACGAAGCACUAAAUCUAAUUAACGAAAUGAACAACAAUGAAAUUGUCAAUUCAUGCUUGAGCGACUCUACCAAUAAAGCGCAUUCAGGACUUCCACGGAAUAUAUCGCCUGAUAAAAAUAGAGCACUCCUGCUUACUGAUAACUACGGUUUCAGGUUGUCAGACAAUUUAUCAGACGCACUGGAGGGAACAGGUUCACAUCUUCAAAUAGUUAGUAAACCUCAAGCGACCUUUGCGCAAGUAAUCCAUAACACCGGGCAGCUUAGCAGGGAGUUUGGAGAGAACGAUUUUUUGGUGGUUCUGGCUAGCAUGAAUGGUAUAACCCAAAAUGAAGAUGUUCUCAAACUGAUAAGAUCCACAGACCACACCAACGUGAUCCUGUGUACUAUACCUGUGAGUCCAAAUGAUCAGCAAUUUAACAGAAUUUAUAAAAAUAAUAAAGUAAUUCUCUCUAGUAAGUUUAGAUUAAGCUACACAAGAUCAAAAAUGCGAAUUCUGGAUGUCUCUUCUCUCUUGGAUAGAACAUCUUAUUUCUCUAAACUCCUUUCAAACAGAAAUGGCAGAAUUCGUAUGGCGAAUUUAAUCGGCCAAUUGUUGGUAAGAGUUUUUCCAUUGGUGGGUAAUAAAACCCAACAUGCUGGUGUGGAGUCAGUGAAACUCGAGGAUGUGGCUACUGAAAAUCUCUGGGUAAGAAUUAAUACUUUAAGGGGGAAUGAGUCUGAAAAGAAAAUUAACAAUGUUCCUGUCACUGACAUCAAGAAGGCUGCAAAUGAAGACCAAGAGGAGAAUAGUCGAAAUCAAAUAAAUAAAAACCAUAAUACCUACCAUUAG